CGGGCUCGGGAGAGCCGCGCAGCCGGAGCGCAGCGCGGCCGAGGGGGCCGCUGGGCCGCCAUGCCCGCCGAAGGGGAGCUGCUGAGCUCCGCCGCCGCCUGCCCGGAGCCCGGCGAGCAGCAGUACCUGCAGCAGGUGAGGUACAUCCUGCAGCACGGCCGCCGGCGGGAGGAUCGCACCGGCACCGGCACCAUCUCCGUGUUCGGCAUGCAGGCGCGGUACAGCCUGAGAGAUCAAUUUCCACUGCUCACAACGAAGAGGGUGUUCUGGAAGGGAGUGCUGGAGGAGCUGCUGUGGUUCAUCAAGGGUUCUACAAAUUCCAAAGAGCUCUCUGCAAAAGGUGUGAAGAUUUGGGAUGCUAAUGGGUCACGUGAGUUCCUGGAUAAGCAGGGUUUCAGCAGCAGAGAGGAGGGUGAUUUGGGACCAGUGUAUGGUUUCCAGUGGAGGCAUUUUGGAGCAGAAUACAAAGAUAUGCACACAGAUUACUCCAACCAAGGAGUUGAUCAGUUGGAAAAGGUGAUUGAAAUGAUCAAAACCAACCCAAAUGACAGAAGAAUCAUUAUGUCUGCUUGGAAUCCCAAAGAUCUUGCCCAGAUGGCUUUGCCUCCAUGCCAUGCCCUUUGCCAGUUCUAUGUUCUAGAGGGUGAAUUGUCUUGCCAACUCUAUCAGAGGUCUGGAGACAUGGGACUAGGAGUGCCUUUUAAUAUUGCCAGCUAUUCACUGCUCACGUACAUGAUUGCCCAUGUCACGGGGCUGAAGCCUGGAGAGUUCAUACACACCUUAGGGGAUGCUCACAUAUAUCUGAACCAUGUGGAACCUCUAAAAGUCCAACUUCAGAGGGAGCCAAGACCUUUCCCUAAACUCAGAAUUCUUCAUGAGGUUAAAGACAUCAGCGACUUUAAGGCAGAAGACUUUAAGAUUGAAGAUUAUAAUCCUCAUCCACCUAUUAAAAUGGAGAUGGCUGUCUAAUGGUAUAAACCAGCCUUUAAUAUUAA
This is a messenger RNA of Catharus ustulatus (Swainson's thrush), 995 nucleotides long. RefSeq names its product thymidylate synthetase (gene TYMS). Gene Ontology annotation, cellular component: cytosol; mitochondrion. NCBI's taxonomy places the organism in Eukaryota, Metazoa, Chordata, Aves, Passeriformes, Turdidae. Bases 61 to 969 code for a protein of 302 amino acids. The transcript has 7 exons. Gene Ontology annotation, biological process: dTMP biosynthetic process. Gene Ontology annotation, molecular function: thymidylate synthase activity. The record is from RefSeq and is a predicted model, not a curated record.